Messenger RNA from Tigriopus californicus, 493 nucleotides. RefSeq names its product luciferin 4-monooxygenase-like. The record is from RefSeq and is a predicted model, not a curated record. NCBI's taxonomy places the organism in Eukaryota, Metazoa, Arthropoda, Copepoda, Harpacticoida, Harpacticidae. Gene Ontology annotation, molecular function: CoA-ligase activity.
AUGGGUUCCAAUGUCCCCGAAGAUACUCAGGAGAACCUGGUUCGCACUUUCCCCAAUAUCAAACAGAUGUUCAACUUCUACUCCAUGACUGAGUUUGGCGCGUUGGUGUCCCUCUCUACCACGCCCAAGAAUUUGGGUGUGGUGGCCCCUCGGAGUCAGGUCCAAGUUAUAAAUCCAGAGACCCAAGAGCCCUUGGGACCCAAUCAAAGCGGGGAAAUCCUAGCCAAGGGUCCAAGUUUGAUGAUGGGAUACCUCAACCGACCUGAGGAGACUGCAGCGUGCUUCACUCCCGAGGGUUACAUUCGUACCGGAGAUAAGGGCCAUUAUGACGAGAACGGCAUUCUCUACUUCGAUGGUCGAUUGAAGGAUCUAAUCAAAUUUGAGAACAAGCAUCUGUAUCCCCUCGAGAUUGAAAAAGUUAUUAUCAAGCAUCCCGGUGUGGACGACGUGGCAGUCUUCGGAAAACCGGAUCCACUUCAUCAAGAACUAAUUA